Molecule: messenger RNA, 1107 nt
Organism: Exophiala bonariae
Lineage: Eukaryota; Fungi; Ascomycota; Eurotiomycetes; Chaetothyriales; Herpotrichiellaceae
Exons: 1
Coding region: 1-1107 (368 amino acids)
Source: RefSeq, a predicted model, not a curated record
AUGGCCUCCCCCCAGAAUCCCCCUCCAUUGAAUAUUCCCGACUCUCCAAAUACCGUCAAAGUGUCCAUCAUCAAUACAACAAGUCACAUGUGGAACUUCCCUAUGUGGACAUUCGUGGAACCUCUGAUUCCUGGUCACCACGAAAUGGAAGCAGGGUCUUAUGCAUUUCUCAUUGAACAUGCCAAAGCCGGUAACAAGUAUGACACUUUACUCUUUGAUCUUGGUGUGCGUUAUGACUGGGAGACGGACUCCCCACCUGCAUUUCUCAAUGCUAUAAAGGAGGGCGGGCACCACAUUAAGGUCGAAAAAGAUACAUCGACUAUUUUACGCGAGAACGGAGUAGACUUGGCUGAUAUUGGGGGUAUCAUUUGGUCUCACUGGCAUUUCGACCACACGGGGAAUACUACAAAAUUUCCUGGAACGACGGACGUGAUAGUUGGGCCUGGCUUCAAGGCCAACAUGCUCCCGGCAUUUCCGACAGUAGCUGAUGCUCACAUUGACGAACGACUGUGGGCAGAUCGAAAGCUUCGUGAAAUUGACUUCGUUAAGGAAGGCAACGGUCUUAAAAUUGGCAAAUUCAAUGCCCUGGAUCUCUACGGGGACGGGAGCUUCUACCUUUUGGAUACCCCUGGUCACACGAUUGGCCACCUCUCGGCCCUCGCUCGUACCACCGUUGAACCCCCUACCUUCAUAUUCAUGGGCGGUGACAUCGCCCACCACGGGGGAGAAUUUCGUCCAACCCCGUAUUUACCUUUGCCGGACAACAUCAAUCCUCAUCCCACCAUGGGGCCGAUGUUCAGCUGCCCCGGUGAAAUCUUUGUCGCCGUUCACCCCAAGAAGAGCCGCACGGAACCGUUCAACAAUCCCACAACCAGUCCUGGAUCGUGGCAUUACAACCCUCAGGAGGCAACGCGCACUAUCGACAAUCUGACGGAGUUUGACGCGUAUGAGCAUAUCUUUCCAGUGAUUGCUCACGACAAUACCCUUCUCGACGUCAUCGAUUUCUACCCAAAACCAGCGAAUGAAUGGCAGGCAAAAGGUUGGAAGGAGAGAAGUUUGUGGGGUUUUCUAAGAAAUUACGAGCGGUCAAUGAGUAGUUUGAUUUAG